This is a messenger RNA of Emys orbicularis (European pond turtle), 621 nucleotides long. Its product is annotated as olfactory receptor 5B21-like. The transcript has a single exon. Gene Ontology annotation, cellular component: membrane. Lineage: Eukaryota; Metazoa; Chordata; Testudines; Emydidae. Gene Ontology annotation, molecular function: olfactory receptor activity; odorant binding; G protein-coupled receptor activity. The record is from RefSeq and is a predicted model, not a curated record. Bases 1 to 621 code for a protein of 206 amino acids. Gene Ontology annotation, biological process: G protein-coupled receptor signaling pathway.
AUGAAAGAGACAGGCAGUGGAAACCUCACCACCAUCUCCCACAUCCUCCUCCUGAGAUUUGGGAUCCUCAAGAAAAAGUGGCUCCCGCUCUUUACUGGCUUCCUAGCUGUCUAUAUCAUAUCCAUGGCCGCCAACCUCCUCCUGGUGGUGCUGGACCCCCAUCUCCAGACCCCUAUGUAUUUCUUCCUCUCCAGCCUCUCCUGCCUGGAGAUUGUCUCCACCUCCAACAUCUCCCCUGUGAUGCUCGCUGAUCUCCAGACAGGCAAUGUGAUGAUAUCUCUUGGCGGCUGCCUUGCGCAGCUGUAUCUCUUUGGCGCCCUGGCCACCGUGGAGUGCUUCCUGCUGGCAGCCAUGUCUUAUGACCAGUAUUUGACUGUGUGCUGCCCACUCCACUACCCUUCCCUCAUGGAUGGCAGGGUCUGCAGGCAGCUGGUGGUUGGGUCCUGGGUGGGCAGGUUCCUGUUCAUGGGUAUUGUGUCACUGUCACUUAUAGCCUUGAGCUUCUGCGGGCCCUGCGAGAUAGAUGACUAUUUCUGUGAUUUCCAGCCCCUCCUGGAGCUCUCCUGCACCUUCACCUCCAAGGUCCAGAUGGUCACUGUCAGGUUUCCCUUCCCACUCUGA